Belonocnema kinseyi is the source of this 1966-nucleotide messenger RNA. RefSeq lists its product as uncharacterized. The transcript is spliced from 8 exons. Bases 263 to 1870 code for a protein of 535 amino acids. The record is from RefSeq and is a predicted model, not a curated record. NCBI's taxonomy places the organism in Eukaryota, Metazoa, Arthropoda, Insecta, Hymenoptera, Cynipidae.
UUUCUGUUCUUUUCUCACUUUCUGUCACUAAUCUCAAAAGUCAUAAUAUUCUUAUUACAAUAAUAUCAUGUCCACCUAUUUGUAGAGCCGCGAAAGUAACUCAAGUAUAAUUUAUACUGGCUUAUUUUACAAUUGAUAAAUAAAUCUUUUCUCCAUGAUGAAAUAUAAAAUUCAGAAAAUGAGCACUGCUUUACUUAAAGUUAUAAGCCUAAAUUAAUUUUGAGAUAAAAAGACCCUUUUUCCUCAAUUCCUUCUUAUAAAAAUGGGAAUUAAAGGGCAGGAUGCGAUAUCCUGUAGAGGAGGUCUGGGUCUCCACAAGACUCGUGGGGAAAGACGAAUUCAGGAAAUGGAAAGGCAUCUCAAAUGUAUGAGGGAUAAAUUAUGUAUCCUUGAAACUAUGCUACCAAGAUCACUAACCAAUAGGAAAAUUCAAGAGGGUGAGCCAGAAACUGAUGGCCAAGAAGAUAAUUGCGAGGGUGGUUGUUCCAAUUUGAAUGGGGGAAAAGAAGACGAAGAACAAACGUGUUUUUUGAAGUCUUUGGCAAUAAAAGAGAACAAGCUUAGAGAAGAGAUUUUCCAUAUGGAAUGCAAGGAAAAAACAUAUCUAAAGGCUUUGUCUAAGGUAAAAGUCAAUCAGUGUGACAAAGAGGAAAUUAAAAAACCAGAAGACGAUAAUCUGCCUGAUCUUUCUCGAUCUGAUGAUCAUUCUCCGAGGUCUCGGAAAGGUGAAAGUGGCGUAAAAGAGAAAAUUUCACAAUUGGAAGAGUACAGCAAAAAACUUUGCCAAUGUCUCAGGAGUAUUCAAAACAAUCGAAUGGAAUGGUAUGAGGAAGCUGAAUAUUUAUCAAAGGAACUUAAUGUGUUUGAAGAUGACCGAGGAUUGGAAGAAUUUUGGGGAUUUUACAAACCUGAACGGAAUAAGGAAAAAGGAGAUGAUUGCCCUUGUGGAGAGCCAGCGAAAUGCAAUAGUUGUACCAUCUGCACCUGUUCUGAAUGGGAAGAAGAUUUGAAAAUAGGUCUAAAAGAAAAUCCGAAAGAAGUGAAAGAACCAAAAUUUAUAGAUGAGCAGACAGCGAAGAAAAAAAGUAAUUGUGAUUGUAAUUGUAAUUCUUCGGAUUCUAAGAGUUCCAAAUCUUUUGAAAUCAAUGAUAUUUACAAUUGCAGUUUCUCGAAAAUGCAGUCGGAAAUGUCGAUAGCAACGGCAUCGAUACCAUCGACUGAUGAUCUGAUGAUUGGAGAUGCAAAUGAUAAAAAAAACUUUUGCUGCCUCUGUAACCCUGAAGAUGAUUGUCAGAAAUUUUGCGAGAUCUGUUUGUGUGAAUGGGAACAGAAACAUCGGGAGAAUCAUAAGCUAUAUUUAGACGAAUAUGAUGAAUGUGAAACUUGCAACGAAGAAAGAUGUAGAGGAGGAACAGAUUUAGGAAUACUCAGUCAAGAAUUAUUUAAUAACGGUUUCAGGGAAAGUUUACUAAGUGUUAUCAAUAAAUUUACAUCUGCACCUGAGAACAAAAUAAAAGAAGGACACGACAAUUUAAAUAAAGAAAUGCCUUCUUCAGUCGGCUCUUCACAAAUUUACGAGAAUAUUGAAAUUGAACAGUUAAAGCUUAAUUUACAACUGUUAAAAGUUAGAAAUAACGCCCUAAGAAAAUGGAUCCAAGAUCGAAGUCACCAAAUAAAUGUUGAUCCAUCCAAGGAAAAAAUUAUUGCAGUCCUACUUGAUGAAUUAAAAAAUUUUGGUUCAGAUCAUCCAAAGAUACCAACUCAUUCUCGCAGGGGAAAACCCAGCUACGAAAAGAUGCCGAGGAAAGAUUUAGCAAUCGGACUGUUUGUUCUAAUCGCUGCUUGUUGGGAUCGCCGAAUAAACCUUUAGAUUCUGCGACUUUGAUCAUGAAAAGAGAAUUAAACUGCAUCAUUUCUUUCCGUUUUAUGAAGGCGACGUAACAGCCUUGCUCUAGAAGACCCUCGC